This is a messenger RNA of Limanda limanda (common dab), 2399 nucleotides long. RefSeq names its product torsin-1A-interacting protein 2-like. Gene Ontology annotation, cellular component: membrane. The transcript has 10 exons. Gene Ontology annotation, molecular function: ATPase activator activity. The coding region runs from base 168 to 1862 and encodes 564 amino acids. The record is from RefSeq and is a predicted model, not a curated record. Gene Ontology annotation, biological process: membrane organization. Lineage: Eukaryota; Metazoa; Chordata; Actinopteri; Pleuronectiformes; Pleuronectidae.
GGGGUUGGCGCUGUCAGUGCGAUACAGGAACACAGAAGCGAUAAGGAAAUGGCUCACGGGUCCUUUCCCAUGGCGAUGUGAUCUUUGGCUCGCCUGGUAAGACGUGGCAAACAAAACUCUGAAGACUCCAGUCGACCAGCGAGAGUGACGUGUCCCUCCUCAAAGAAAUGGCAGAGACGGAGACUGAGACCAGCCGGCAGCUCAGAUCAGCCACUGACACAGAAAAACCGAAAGGCGAUACAAAUUCCUUACCUGUGGUCAAUCGGGAAAACAACAUUGUGAAGGAAGAAUUGGAUGACAACAUAACCAAGCCAGCCGCUACCACAAAUGAAGAGGCUGAAGAUGACACUAAUGAACCAGCAAACAAAGAGCCCACAGUGCAGGCUGAUGAUAAAAGGGAAGACCUCACUGAGAAGAACGGACCUGACACGACCAGCUCACCAGCCCUGGAUCCAGUGAACGGUGACCAAUUACAUGGAUUCACAGGUGGACCUGAUUUACAUCCACAGCAAGAUCAAGACGAACCAAAAGACGAUACAAGUUCCUUACAUCAGGAAAACAACAUUGUGAAGGAAGACUUGAAUGACAACAUAACCAAGCCAGCCGCACCCACAAAUGAAGAGGCUGAAGAUGACACUAAUGAACCCACAAACAAAGAGCCCACAGUGCAGGCUGAUGAUAAAAGGGAAGGGCUCACUGAGAAGAAAGCACCUGACACGACCAGCUCACCAGCCCUGGAUCCAGUGAACAGUGACCUGUCAGGUGACACUGGUGAACUAACAGCACCGGCUGAUGUCAAAAGGGAAGACUUCACUGAGGAGAAAGCACCUGUCACGACCAGCUCACCAGCCCCGGAUCCAGUGAACGCUGACCAAUCAGAUGGACCUGAUGUACGUCCACAGCAAGAUGAAGACAUACAAAAUGAAGCUGCAGGGGAUCAUGAAAGAAGUCCAGAGCAUGAUUCCCCUGAACUGGAAAGGUUGCACACGAAAGAAGAGAUGCAUAACCAGAGAAUACCUGUUGAAACCAUUAAGUCAGUUUCUCUGGAGAGUGUUGAACGCACAGCUACAGAUUACAUUGGAAUUCUUCGGGGAAAUUUGUGGGUUCUGACUGCAGUGGCAGUUGUUGUAGUAGCUGUUCUUCUUGGCAUUUACCUGAUUCCCUCCAGCCCGCCUGAGACUCCACGUGACGAAAGCAAGGUGGACAACUUCCUCAGGCAAAUGGAAAAAGUGAAGGCUCAGUUCCCUAACCAGCGUGCGGAGCUCUGGAAAAGGAGCAGGAUUCACCUGCUGAGGCACCUCCAGACAGCCCACCCCACAGCGCCAGUGAGUCUCAUCCUGACGGCCGGCCUCAGAGCAGAGAAGACAAUGCACUGCCUGGCUCAGCGCCUGGCCUCCUCAUUAUCUUCUGCGCUCAAUGCCUCCUACCUGCACAUCGAUGGAAGCAGCGCGGCCGGCCAGGACAGCGACCAGGUCAAACUGGACAUCGAUCGCAGGCUGCAAAGUGGUUUCGAGGGGGACACACCUGUGGCCAUCAUUCACCGCUUCGAGGAGCUGCCUCCAGGAUCCACUCUCAUUUUCUAUCGCUACUGUGACCACGAGAACGCUGCCUACAAGGAGACUUUUCUGAUCUUCACAGUGCUGCUGGAGGAAGAAGAGGAGAUUCAUGCCAAACUUCAUUUGAAUGCUGUGGAGGAGAUGGUGGACGACCACCUCAAGAAGAAGUUCCUCUCUGAUGACCACCCUGUGUCUUUUGACAGGAUGGACAUCGAUAAGUACGGUGGACUGUGGAGCCGCAUUUCUCAUCUUAUCCUCCCAGUGGCAGCAGAGCAUAGGAUAGAAUACAAAGGCUGCCAGGGCUAAAACAGAUUAUCAAUCACGUUCGAACUUUAACUCCAAAUACAAUACUAAUGCAACUGUUUCAGGUCAGGCACUGGAGGACUCUGGUCAUUGUGGAAUCUGUACAGUCGUUUUAAAUACCCAAAGGUUUCUUUUUGUAUUGAAGCUCACUUCAGAUGAAGGCAUCCUGUAGAAAAAAACAAGACACUUAAGAUAAUUGUGGGAUAUUUUCUGAUAUUAAUUGAAAAAGUUUGAUAAAACACUGUGGCACUUUAUAAGUAUUUGAAUAAAUGUAAUUAUAGAUCUAAUCCUGGGGGUUAUGAGGAUUUUACUGUGUAUGAACAACUUUUAUGAUAACCACUGCAAUGUGUGUCAUUGUUAAAAGUUACGGGACUUGUUUUGUCAUGUCUAACAAACAAAAUACAUAACACAACUAUUCAUUUGAUAUCACAACACAGGGUUGGUUUUCAUGUGCAAUGAUUGUAUAUGUAUGCUCGUCAGAGAGAAAUAUGUACACUAUGAAACGUGCCUUACAGUACAAAUAAACUCAAGUUCCUAUAA